GCAGAUUAUUGAAAGGCGAAUCGCAAACAGCAGCUCGCUGACUGACUUACAGAAAAAAGAGAAAAAAUAUACUUAAAUAAUGAAUACAUUCUUGGUUUUAAUGAUAUUUUUUGGACCAGAUUUAGCCACAUCUUAUUUGGAGCAGGCUGAAAAAAGUACUUGUUACGCCCGAGAUUUGGAGCCUGGACGUCUAUUGUCUUGCGUGGACAUUGAGAACUCCCCCGUAUCCACUGAAUUGGGGGUCCCUAGCGGCUCGUCUUGUAAUAUGGUGUGUCCCCACAAAGACGUCAACGCCUGGGUCACGUGUGAUGACGGCCGUUGGAGCGACUACUACAUUAAAUACUGUGAUGAAGCAGUUGUCUCGAAGAAACGUCACGUGAUCAAGAAACGAGGAUUCAGAUUCCGUGCCAGAAUCAGGAUCAGAUUCAGAAGCGGAAUAAGAAUCAGAGCUUGCUUCUUCUGCAAACCAAGAGAUACGUCAGCGCCAAUUCUAGCGUGCCCACCAAAUCAAGAAGUCGAAGCAGAGAAAUUGCAGACCGAAAUGAGGGUCUCCUGGCCAGAACCAACAGCGUCCGAUACAAAAGAUGGAAAAAUCAAACCAACCCGUCGAGGGAAGGCUUCUGGAAGCUACUUCUCGGGCAAAAGCGUUGUAUCCUACUUUGCUCGUGAUAAGGCAGGAAAUAUGGCUCGAUGUUCUUUCACCGUUACUGUCAAAGUAAAACGAUGCCCACACCACAUACCUGUAAGUGACGGCUAUUACCAAUGCAAGCCUGGUACGGAUCCCCUCUAUGGCGCAGUGUGUACGUUUGGUUGCUACAGUGGGUUUCAACUUGUUGGAAAUUCUCAACUGGAGUGCAUGUACACGGGUGUAUGGAAUCAUUUCCCUCCUUCCUGUCAAAAGAAAACUUGUCCAACUUUACAGCCAUCUGUUGGGAAUUUGAAGUACUUAUGUACCGACGAAAACAAGUACCGCAGCGUAUGUACGUAUUUUUGUGAGAAGGGAUAUGACAUCACUCCUGGAAUGUCGCGUGUUCGGGUUUGUACAGCAAAUGGUUCUUGGAGAGGAGAAAAACCAACUUGUAAAGAUACUGACCCUCCCAGGUUCAUGAAUUGUCCACACACAGUAAUUGCAUACGCCGACAGAAAUUCUACGCACGGUGUUAUAACUUGGCAAGAACCUUAUGCUACAGACAAUCAUGACAGCGUGGUCAAUGUUACCAAAGAAGGCAGCAUAUCUCCGGGGGACGAGAUAGCCGCUGGAAGCUACAAGGUUAAAUACAAAGCUACCGACAGUGCUGGAAACAACGCAAAAACGUGCACUACAAACAUCAUAAUGAAAGUCCUCUCUUGUCCGGUCGUGCAUGCCACCCCGUUUCAAAGUGUGAGCUGUCCCUGGGGAUCUAAAUACGGGAGUCAGUGCGAGUUUAACUGCGGUCCAGGAACGGAGAGGAACGGGUCUCAGGUGGCGGUAUGUGAGAAAAGCGGGAGUGGUGAAUACGGAUAUUGGACGUUUGGUGACAUGCAACCUUUCUGUAAAGUAUUACAGAGCUGCAAGCGAGAAUUGAACGCACCUAAAAAUGGUGCUAUUGCUUGUGAUUACUGGUUGGGCGGAAAAUUUUGUCAAAUGAUGUGUAAAAGUGGAUAUGAUGUCAGACGUGGAUCGGCUUUCUAUGAAAUGAUUGUAUGCGGGGAUAGUGGCGAAUGGUUUUUGACAGGUGGACUUCCGCUUCCAGACUGCGCGGGGACCAGAAUGGCAAACGGGGGAAAACUUCGAAUGUCAGCCUCAUAUUAUUUUAAUGGCGAUUGUACAAACCCCUCUACAAGAGACGAAAUAAAACGCCAAUUUAUUGAAACGUUGAACAAAUCAAAAUACGCACUGGUAUGUCAGAUGUAUGCCAAAGACUGCACAGUUGACAAUGUUCAGAUUAAAUGUGGCUCUGUCGGGAAGAAACGGUCAGCAGAGAUGAGAAUAGAUUUUGAUAUUGCUGCCAGUUUUGACAAUUCUACAUUUGUAGACGGAUUUGUUCAACUUAGAAGAAAUCAAUUCAAAAUAAGUAAUGCAAUACGAAAUGCACAAGCAUCCGGUUUCCUCAAUUUUAAUUUAAGUGCAGAUGGACUCAUGGAAAUUCAAGACAUUGGAAACUCUGAAUUAUCGCUGGAAUGUCCGGAGAGAACCAGUCCUUCAUACACAACUAUAUCAUGUGUCGAAUGUGCACCAGGCACCUACUAUGACGUCAUCACUGAAACAUGUCCAAUGUGUCCUCGUGGGUCCUACCAGCCAUUGAGUGGACAGGAUCACUGUAAUCUAUGUCCUGUAGGCAUGACAACGAAAGCACAUGGAGCGCAGGAUCUAUCGCACUGCGAAUCUGGUUGUGAACCUGGGUCUUGGUCCGCUGAUGGGACGCCGAAGUGCUCAUUGUGUCCAGUAGGCACCUUCUCUGACCAAUUUGGAUCCUCCCAGUGUACGGAGUGUCCGGGUUCCUCUACCACUGUUGCUGAAGGAGCCUCCAAAAGGUCACAGUGUCAAGAAUUUGAUCUACAGCUUUCUACUGGGAGUGUGGUUUCUAUACCAUUUUCUGCACAGAAUGGUGCUAACCAGUUCCUGUUUACUGCUUGGGUGUACUUAGAACAAACAUCAAACCAUCUUGAAAUCAAUAUAUCUUCAGCAAAUGGAACAGAACGUUUGAUUAUUGUAAUUGGUUCAAAGGUUCGCGUCAGCAAUAUAAGUCGAACAAUUGAAACAAGCCAACAACUUACCAGUGAAAACUGGCAUGUAAUUGCAUUGGUCAUGGACAAUGAUGAUUCCAAGUUGUAUAUUGAUGGACAAAUAUGUUUUCAAUCGUCAAUAAAAUUCGAAUUGCAGACAAAAAUGAAAUUGACACUGACGGGUUCAUCAACACUGUCACAGUUAAAUAUAUGGAAUUACAAUGUAGCAAACUUUUCUCAAAUUCUGUCUAUGACGUCAAAAUGUUCAAACAAUAUAAGUGGUGAAAUAUUGAACUGGAAGAAUUUUGAAAAGAUUUUAAAUUAUGGAACUUUUAAGCAGAUGCCGAGUGAAUGUGAUGAUUUUGACAAUUGUCGCUCAAAUCCUUGUCGCAAUGGUAGGUGUAUCGACAAAAGGAAUGGAUCUAUUUGUGAAUGUGCUUACGGUUUCUAUGGCGACAAUUGUGAAUGGAACAUAGAUGAUUGUGUUGAUCACGCAUGCGAGAACAACGCCACCUGUGUAGAUGGCGCUGCAGAAUAUACAUGCCAAUGUUCCUAUGGAUUUAAAGGAGAACUCUGUGAAAUUGUCAUGGUUGACGGUUCUUGGGGUCAGUGGGGUGAGUGGUCCUCCUGCUCUGUGACUUGUGGAAAUGGAACACAGCAGAGAUGGAGAGUCUGUAACGACCCAGCUCCUGAUAAUGGCGGCCUGGAAUGUCCGGAUAACAGUACUGACAGCAGACCUUGUAUCCAAGACAGUUGUCCUGAAUGUGCAGCAUUAGAAACACUUGAGCACACUAUCUGGACCUGCAUCAAUGAUAGCGUCGGUGUCAACUGUACUGUGGACUGUGCUGAUGACUAUGAUUUUGACCAUACUAUCAAACCUUACUAUUUCUGUGGACAGGACACUUUCUACCUUUGGGAUUUCCAAACAGACGACAAUCCUUACGGCAAAACGCCGUACUGCUCCAAAAUACAGGAUGGAAAUAAAAUUCAAGUUGGAUUUUCUGCCUCAUACAAAGAUCUUUCCUGCGACUCCUCGACUAUGUAUAGCGAAACCAAGACAAAGAUUCCGGAAACCGUUCAGCGCGGCUUGAAAAACCUUAACUGCAUCGCAUCAGGAACUUGUUCCCUGAACAAAGCCAGUGUAACUGGAUGUAGCCUGAGGUCAAAACGAUCUACGACGUCAAGCAGUGCGGGAUUUCAACUGUCUCUAUCGUGUGAUCCAAACAUACACGGAUCUGAAGAAUGCUACAUUGCCUUGUAUACAUCCUUUGACGAUUUGCAAACUUCAAUUCAGAAUGAUUCAUUUGACACAACAGUUCAAGGGUCAUUAUACGAGGUUGAUAUGGCAAGUCUUGAUGCCACAAGUACUGUCUUGUGCCCCACGGGUUCUGUCGCUGUUCAAUUCUAUUGUGUUCCAUGUGGACCUGGUCGGUACUUAAAAAAUGAUGAAUGUGUAAAAUGUGACUUCGGAACCUAUCAGGAUCUAUCGGGACAGCUGUCGUGUAAGGAAUGCCCAGAUGAUACAACAACCACCGGAAGAGAGUCCCGAAGUGUGACAGAGUGUUCGGUUGAAAUACCCAAAGCAUCAAAAGAAUCAAUUUACGUAACACUUGGAGUACUUUGUGGAGUCGUGCUUUCUGUUGUUAUUGCGAUGACCUUCGUUUACUGUAGACGAUUUAUGACCAUGAGUCCUAUGAAAGAAAAUUCGUGGGCUUUCAAAGUACCCAAGAAAACAAAUGUUUUGCAAAACAUUUCUUCCAAAAAACUUGGGAAAAAUUUGGAUAAACCAUAUACGAUGCCACAGAAGAACUUUCCUCCCGUCUCAGACGACAGAAAUAUCGAAGUUAUAUACUUACCACAUUAGUCUUAUUCCAUGUAUUAACAAGUUCUGGUGUUUUUGUCUGUGAUAAAACAAUGAUUGAGUCUUCAUAUAUAUUUUUCAAUAAUUACAUAAUUGAAUGACACACCUGAGAAAUCGAUACUCAUUAAACGACUAAAAUUAUUUUAGUAUUUUACCUCUACGUACAAUAAUUAAAACAUUAGGUAAAUAUAAAUAAUAAUGAGUAUACUAUAUGUUAGCGAUCAUUACAGUCGAUACGUGACCAAAUCUAUCAUAAAGUA
This is a messenger RNA of Magallana angulata, 4827 nucleotides long. RefSeq names its product sushi, von Willebrand factor type A, EGF and pentraxin domain-containing protein 1-like. The transcript has 26 exons. The coding region runs from base 80 to 4570 and encodes 1496 amino acids. Gene Ontology annotation, molecular function: calcium ion binding. The record is from RefSeq and is a predicted model, not a curated record. Lineage: Eukaryota; Metazoa; Mollusca; Bivalvia; Ostreida; Ostreidae.